AUGUCGUCCAGCGAGAUCGGGGGCUAUCGAGUUGUCUUCCAGAGAGGGAUAACGGGCGGCUUCGCUCCUCCAACUCCCGAGGCCCUCUACUCGCUAGCAGUCAGCGAGGACAGUACCGAGCUCACAAUCACCUCGCAGAUCCGUCCAAUCGGUACCCCUACUCUCCAGCCUGCCGUGACCACGACGCUUGCCAUCGACGACGGUAACGUCACGGUUUUAGCUGAGCUCAAGGACAUACUGUCCAGUAUACCCCCGCAAUACCCGGGAGCUCAGGACUAUUAUGGCACUGAUAUCAGCAUCGUUGCUAUCCAGGACUCUGUACAGGCGGCAAUGGGCGGAGUGCCUUAUGGAUCUGUUGCAGACAACGCCUGCCAGCCCACGACAGAGCACGUUGCGAAGUUCAACAGGGCUGUGGAGAUUGUCAUGGAAUUAGUCAACAAAGUAGAGCAGUAG
Pisolithus orientalis is the source of this 453-nucleotide messenger RNA. RefSeq lists its product as uncharacterized. Bases 1 to 453 code for a protein of 150 amino acids. The transcript has 2 exons. NCBI's taxonomy places the organism in Eukaryota, Fungi, Basidiomycota, Agaricomycetes, Boletales, Pisolithaceae. The record is from RefSeq and is a predicted model, not a curated record.